AUGGCUCCGAGCUACGAGAUGGCCGCCUCCAUCCUCCUCUGCGCCGAGGACAGCAGCAGCGUCCUCGGCUUCGGCGACGAGGAGGAGACGCUGUCGGCAGCGGCGGCCGGAGCGAGGACGAGCGCGUCGCCGUACUGCGGCGGCGGCGGCGAGUCCACCGUGGACUUCCCGUUGCCGUCCGAGGAAUGCGUGGCCCGCUGGGUGACGACGGAGGCGGACCACAUGCCCAGAGAGGACUACGCCGAGCGCCUGCGCGCCGGGGGCGUGGACCUCCGCGUGCGGACCGACGCCGUCGACUGGAUUUGGAAGGUUCACGCCUACUACAGCUUCGGCCCUGUCACUGCCUGCUUGGCCGUAAACUACCUGGACCGCUUCCUAUCGCUCUACCACCUUCCCGAAGAUAAGGCUUGGAUGACGCAGUUGCUAUCGGUGGCGUGCUUGUCCCUGGCCGCCAAGAUGGAGGAGACUUCAGUGCCUCAGUCUCUCGACCUGCAGGUCGGGGACGCACGGUAUGUGUUCGAGGCGAAGACGAUCCAGAGGAUGGAGCUCCUGGUACUGAGCACGCUGAAAUGGCGGAUGCAGGCCGUCACCCCCUUCUCCUACAUCGACUACUUCCACCACCAGCUCAACGGCGGCAAUGCGCCCCCGUCGAGGCGUGCCAUCCGGCAGGCCGCGGAGCUCAUCCUCUGCAUUUCCAGAGGAACAGGGUGCCUGGAGUUCAGGCCGUCGGAGAUAGCCGCGACGGUCGCCGCCGCCGUGGCCGGAGAAGACCACCACGCCGUGGACAUCUGCUGCAACCACGUAGACAAGGAGAGGGUGCUGAGCUGCCAUGAAGCUAUUCUGGCCAUGGCGCCGAUAGGCAGUGCCACUGUGCUGCCGCUGGCACCACACAAAACAGCGACCCUGAGCUUUUCCCUGUCCGCGCCAUGGAGCCCCACCGGCGUGCUCGACGCUGGCUGCCUCAGCUGCGCCAGUGAUGGCUCAAGUACAGCGACCGCUGCGUCGUCUGAGUCGUCGCUUGAAAGCUCUGGUGGUUUCGACAGCUCCCCGGUUAGCAGCAAGAGGAGGAAGAUCAGCAGAUGA
Molecule: messenger RNA, 1083 nt
Organism: Lolium rigidum
Lineage: Eukaryota; Viridiplantae; Streptophyta; Magnoliopsida; Poales; Poaceae
Product: cyclin-D4-1-like
Exons: 6
Coding region: 1-1083 (360 amino acids)
Biological process (GO): regulation of cyclin-dependent protein serine/threonine kinase activity; mitotic cell cycle phase transition
Cellular component (GO): nucleus; cyclin-dependent protein kinase holoenzyme complex; cytoplasm
Molecular function (GO): cyclin-dependent protein serine/threonine kinase regulator activity
Source: RefSeq, a predicted model, not a curated record